AUGAACAGACAAGAAAUUCUGAACCUGAAACCAGAAAAGAAGAUCUCCAAUUAUGGUUUCAGUCUCAAGGCAAUUCUUGGUAAAGGCUCCUUUGGAACCGUCUACUUCGGGAGAGAGAUGAAUACCUAACUCCCUGUAGCUCUUAAGGUUAUCGAUCAUUCUAAAUCUGAAAAUUACUCACAAUUAUAUUCGUCACUUCACAAGGAAAUAGAAAUCAUGAAAAAGUUAAAACAUCCCAAUAUUGUUGAAUUAUAUGAAGUUUACUCAACCUCAAACAACACCUAUCUGGUCGAAGAAUAUUGCAAUGGACCAGAUUUAAGAUAGUAUUUGUCAGAAAAAAGGGUAAUAGAGGAAGAUUAAGCCAUCAAGAUGAUAAAACAAAUAGCCAAUGGACUAAAAGAGAUAGUCAACAAUAAUUUUAUUCAUCGAGAUCUCAAACCUGCCAAUAUCCUGAUCCAUGACGGCCUAUGCAAAAUAGCUGAUUUUGGAUUUUCAAGACCAUUGCCAUCGGAAUGUGUAAUGGAAUCUCUAGUGGGCACUCCCCUUUAUAUGGCACCCUAAAUCCUAACCAAAUAACAAUACACCUCAAAAUGUGAUGUGUGGUCAUUGGGACUGAUAUUUUAUGAAAUGUUAUUCGGAACUCUGCCGUGGAUGGCCACAAACUAUAUGGAAUUGAUAUACAGAAUUAAUAAUUGCAAGUUGACUUUCCCAAAGAAUAACAAAAUCUCAAAAGAAUCCCUUAGCUUUAUUCAAGGCUGCUUACACAAGGAUGAAAUAUAAAGGUUUAGUUGGAAUGAAGUCUUCCUUCAUCCUCUAAUUAGACCAUAAAUGAAAAUCCUUUUAGAACCUGGAAUUAACGAAAUCUGCAGUCCCAAAUUUUAAACCUAAAGAUAACUGCAAUCUAACGAUAAGUCAGCACUCCCAACUCUUAGAGAAAGAAGUUGUUCCGGAAAGAAUUCAAAUCCUCAAAACAAACAAGCUGAAUAUAAGAGCGAAGUAAAAAUAGAAUAGAAAUAAGAUUUACCUCCUCCAAGUUCAAGUCAAUAGUCAACUGAGGGGGAGGAAAAUAGUAAAGUGGCAAAGUACUAUCUUCCUAAAUAAUAACAGAAAUUAAGAAGGACGAGAUCUUAAUUUGAAAAUAUUAAACCUAAUCAAACAGAAAUCAUUCCCAAAAGACAGAUCUAACAACCUUUACCAUCUAACGGUAAUCUGAUCAAAUAAGCCUUUCCAAGUAAAAAGAGACAUAAUUUUGAAAUAUUUCAAAAACACAAUACUUCGAAAUAGAAAACAAAUUCUGAAACAAUUAAUUAAUUGCUUGAUUUAAUAGCUUCAUUAGAAAAGGAUGUAAAGAAUUAAGAUGUGGAUUUGGAAGCUUUCCUUAGCAAAGAAAGAAUAGCAAUUGCAAAUGGACAAUAAAACCAUGCUCUCAGGAUUAAAAUCGCCUAAAAGUAUCUUGAGAAGCUUGAAGGCAAUAAGAGAAGGAAAUUAGAAUCCUUUAUUAGUUUGCUAUAGAAAGAUCUUAAUUCUGAAGAGAACAAUCCUUUUCUACCAAAACAGAAUAAUGCCGCACUUGUGCUGUAUUAAUCUUGA
Paramecium tetraurelia is the source of this 1590-nucleotide messenger RNA. RefSeq lists its product as uncharacterized. Gene Ontology annotation, molecular function: ATP binding; protein serine/threonine kinase activity. The record is from RefSeq and is a predicted model, not a curated record. The transcript has 2 exons. Gene Ontology annotation, cellular component: autophagosome; cytoplasm. NCBI's taxonomy places the organism in Eukaryota, Ciliophora, Oligohymenophorea, Peniculida, Parameciidae. Gene Ontology annotation, biological process: protein autophosphorylation; autophagy; peptidyl-serine phosphorylation.